UCUCUCACUCACUCACACACUCACACACACUCACACACACACCCACACUCACCAGCAGUGGAACUUUGAGCCCCAGGUGGACGGAUAAAGCUGUGAAGCAGAGAGGGACACAGCACUUGAAAGGCAAAAGGAGUUGAAAGAGAAGAGGAAAGAAACAGAGGAACACAGAUACCUGUGUGUGUUUUUGCUGAACUUGUUGAAGAGCUCGUGAGCAUGUACGGUUAGGAUGGUGCUGCAAUCGAGUUCCAGCAGGGGAGCCUUGCUCAAGUUCGUGACCCCAGCGUGACCUCCGCACAUGAUGGGCGAGACUGGGAAGAUGGCGAAGCCGUGCAUGGGCCUGGUGCUGGUUGAGUUCGGGUACGAGUACGAGAACCAAGAUGGCUGCAGGGUGUCCAUCAAACCCAAUGAGAGGUACACACUCCUGGCCAAGACCAACGACCACUGGUGGCACGUACGCAAAGACGAGAGCACCAAGCCUUUCUACAUCCCUGCCAAAUACGUGAAAGAGCUACCGUCUAGUUUUCCUUCGCCGCUUGACUUUGUUGAUGCCCCUGCCCCCAAGCCAACGCCUCCCAGUGUUUCUGACCUCGUAGAGAAGACCAAGUCCAAUGAGGUAACCAUCAGGACACGCUCUCCAGGAAACCAUCGCAAGACAGAGAACCGCAUGUCCACGUUCGGUGUCCCAUUGGACAUGCACGAGCCUCCGUCAUACAUGUACGGAGGUUUAGCAGACCCCGUCAUUUCCCUACAGCCAGUCUCGAUUUCGGUAGCGGCGAAGCACAAGAGACUCAGUCUCGCGGCAAACUUUUUAUUGGCCUCCCAGGAGGCAUCACAGAAGCCUCGUGCGCCGAGCCUGAGCCCCGCUGAAUUGCUGCUUCGCCAGGCCAAACCUGUGGAGCCACCGGUACUCAAGAACCUGAUCGACACCAGGCCUCAGGGGCUGCUGAUAAAGCCUGAGCCGCUCAUCGAGCCAGAGGAGGAGUCCAGCCCGGUGCAGACGCCUUCCUCGGACUCGGAGAACAUUUAUGAAACCAUAUCGGAUUUGAACCUGGAUGAUUUGGUGAAGACAGAACCUGCUGCUCAGCAUGACCCUCCUCAGAGUCCACCCUCAUCUGCACUGCAGGGAAAGCAGGAGCGUGAGAACCCCAAUAUGGCGGUGUAUGCUAACGUGACUGAGCUGAAGAAGCUCGCGAAUCGCGUACCUCCUACGUCCACCUCCACCUGCUCAUCUCCUGGCCUCUCCCUCAGCCCGGCUCCAGACUCACCUCAAUGGGAGGAGCGACCUGGAGAUGAUCAGGACAGCGGCAAGAUGUUCUACCCUGCAGCACACCGUCAGAGCCCCACUCUACCUGCAGCCAUGGAUGCCUCGGCUUUGCUCAGCCCAGCUCCGUCCGUGUCCGCUCCGUCCUCGCUGCCUCCGACUGUCUCGCAGGGAUCAGACUGGGAGCAGCUCGUAGACGACAACUCAGGGAGACCUUACUACUUCAGCGCCACGCUGAAUCAGACGUCAUGGGACGCUCCCGAGCCGAUCAGCCCUCAGCCGGAACGACUGCCCCCUUUACCAAAGGAGGAUUACCCCAAAACUGAGCGAGAGGCUCAGGCCGCCCCACUGCCUCCGGUCAAACUGCCCGUCCUGCCUCGGGUCACUCUGGACCCCGGAACGCCGGUACCGACUGGCUGGAGCUGCUCCACAGAGCCUGGAGGAAAAGCAGUCUUCACCAAUGACCACACACAACAGCAGUGGAUCCAGUCGAAGGACGAGACCGGCAAGACGUAUUACUACUUAAAGGACGGCUCUGUGUCUCUGUGGAAUCUUCCGGAGGUGUCCGUGUUAGGGAACGGGACGGAGCAGGAAGGACAGUCUGUCCUGAAGAACUGGAGACCCGUCCCACAGGAGGACAUGCAGAAGUUUUUCCCGUCUCACCGCAGGGUUGCUUCUGACUACAGCAUCGAUUCAUCGAGCACGGGGAAUUCACCAGACCUUCCUCAGGAGGACAACCUGAGGCCGAGGAGGAAUCUGUCCAGCACGGACGCGCACCUCCCCCACCUCCACCACCCUCACCACCAUGCUUCAAUGCUGGAGAAGGCCGGCAUUCUCAACAAGACCAAGAUAGCGGAUAACGGGAAGAAGCUGAGGAAGAACUGGACUCAGUCGUGGACCGUACUUCAUGGGGGAAUUCUCACCUUUUACAAAGAUCCCAAAUCCACUCCGGGUGGGAAUGUGACUAAGACUAAUCAGAUCAUCCCGGAGUUCACAGUGGAGCUGAAAGCUGCUUCAGUCGGCUGGGCGUCCAAGGACAAAUCCAGCAAGAAGAACGUCCUGGAGCUAAAGACUCGUCAAGGCUCAGACUAUCUGAUACAAUACGACACGGACAGCAUCAUCCACGACUGGCACAAGAUCAUCCAGGACACCAUUAAACACCUGGAUCAUGAACAUUACACAGAUGAAGAGGACGAUGAGGUCAUGGAGAAAUCACUCCAGCCUGUAGAGAGAGAGAGGAAGAACACCACGACGAGGCAGAGCUCAGGCGCGGCGGAUUCUGAGCAGGGCCGCGUUCGGGUCAAACUACGCAAGUUCCUCCAGAGGAGACCUACGCUGCAGGCGGUCAAGGAGAAAGGCUACAUCAAAGACAGCGUGUUUGGCUGUCACUUGGACACCCUGUGUCACCGGGAGAACACCACCGUCCCAAGAUUUGUGGAGAAAUGUAUAAAGUCCGUGGAGAGGAGAGGAUUAAACAUCGACGGGAUCUACCGAGUGAGCGGGAACCUGGCGGUCAUCCAGAAGCUCCGGCACAGGGCCGAUCACGAGGAGGACCUGGAUCUGGAUGAUGGUCAGUGGGAGGAGAUUCAUGUCAUCACUGGAGCGCUGAAGCUCUUCUUCAGGGAGCUUCCCGAGCCGCUGUUCCCCUUCAGCUUCUUCGACAAGUUCAUCGCCGCCAUCCGAAUCAGCGAUCCGAUUCAGAGGGUGUCGUAUAUGCAGGACUUGGUGCGAGCUUUGCCUUUACCCAACCACAACACCAUGGAAGUGCUUUUCAGACACCUACGCAAGGUGGUUGAACACACCGAUUCGAACCGGAUGUCGUUCCAGAGCAUGGCCAUAGUCUUCGGUCCUACUCUGCUCCGGCCCGAGGUAGAGUCCGGAAACAUGGCCGUCCACAUGGUCUUCCAGAACCAGAUCGUGGAGCUCAUCCUCAGCAAGUACAAUGAAGUUUUCUCUGCCAGAUGAGCCGUUCAGCCUGAGUGAUGCACCUGAGACUGUGGACUGCUGGACUGAGCUUUCAGCGGACUCUGUGGAUCUAAAACGUUCUUCUGCGCACACUCAGGCUAAAGCUCAUUAACUCUACGUGUGGAUUUCCUGUGGAAUCAGAACCAGGAGGCCGCGACGGAUUGCACAGCACUCACAGGCUUUUUUUUUUGUUUGGUUGGAUUAGCCACUGGAUUAGUAUGGGUUAUCCGAACACGGACUUCAGAUGGUCAUUCAGAUCCACAGUCUUGGGUGUCUUGGAUGGGGACUCUAAAAAUUUACUCUCGACAAAAAAAAAAACGUCUGGUGAAGACCGAUACAGGACGUGCUCGAUGUGUUUAACCUCCGCCUGGAUUCCCACCUCAGCAAGUGUUUGUAUAGAAAUUGCCAGCGGGGUAUUUUAUUUCAUGUCAGUAUCUAGACUUGGCUUGUAUAAUAUAGUGCAGUGAUUCUAUUUUUUAAUGGAAAACGAUUAAAUAAGCGAUUUAAUCACCCAGAACUGCUAGCCUAAAAAAAAGAAAAAAAACAGCAAAACAUGCGUUUCCAGCACUUCAGGAUUAGAGGA
Messenger RNA from Ictalurus furcatus (blue catfish), 3809 nucleotides. It is a transcript of the gene arhgap27l, whose product is annotated as Rho GTPase activating protein 27, like. The coding region runs from base 296 to 3226 and encodes 976 amino acids. Lineage: Eukaryota; Metazoa; Chordata; Actinopteri; Siluriformes; Ictaluridae. Gene Ontology annotation, biological process: regulation of GTPase activity; signal transduction. Gene Ontology annotation, molecular function: protein binding. The transcript has 19 exons. The record is from RefSeq and is a predicted model, not a curated record. Gene Ontology annotation, cellular component: cytoplasm.